This is a messenger RNA of Sceloporus undulatus (fence lizard), 398 nucleotides long. Its product is annotated as CUGBP Elav-like family member 3-B. Bases 81 to 398 code for a protein of 105 amino acids. The transcript is spliced from 3 exons. Gene Ontology annotation, molecular function: RNA binding. The record is from RefSeq and is a predicted model, not a curated record. NCBI's taxonomy places the organism in Eukaryota, Metazoa, Chordata, Lepidosauria, Squamata, Phrynosomatidae.
UUCUUUCUCUCUUUCGUUUUUGUUUGGAGUCACCAUUCCGAAUUUGAGGCUCGCUCCAGUUCCGUCUCCUUUUUGGACCAAUGAAGGAACCAGACGCCAUCAAACUUUUCAUCGGACAAAUCCCCCGGAAUUUGGAAGAGAAGGACUUGAAGCCCAUCUUCGAACAGUUUGGCAAAAUCUACGAGUUGACAGUCAUUAAGGACAAGUACACUGGGAUGCAUAAAGGAUGCGCCUUCUUGACCUACUGCGCCCGCGAAUCCGCCCUCAAGGCCCAAAGCGCUCUCCAUGAGCAGAAAACUCUGCCAGGGGGACGCACCUGCCCAGAGUUAAGUCCAGCCAAACUGGGGCCCAGCCUGGAGACACCCUACAAGAACCGGCAUCUCUGGGCCAGGCCUUGA